AUGGUAGACAGGACAACUGGUAGACAGAUAAAUAGGUUGACAGGUAAAUUGGUAGACAUUUUAAACGAGACAGAUAUUGUACCACCAAGAAAGGAAAACAUAACCCAGAGUGAAUCUCAAGAAACAACUAAUGGUGAAGAAACACAACAAGAUGAAGAGUUGGAGCAAAAUAAUGAACAAGAUCAAGAUCUAAAUAAUUCUGUCGAUAUUCCACUUUUUCGGACGGAGGAAGGACGAUAUUUAGCAAGUGCCUUAGGAGAUCCACUAAUAAAAGGACUAACUGAGGUCGCAAACAAGAGACCAAAGGACCCAAUAUCAUUUCUUGCCACUUAUCUUUAUAAUUUUGACAAUCAGAAUAAAUCUAGAGUAAAAACAACGGAAUCUGCUGUUCUAGUAACUGGAGAUGCCGAAGCACCAGGAAAUAAAGUUGAAAAUCCAGGGAAUGAUCAAGGUGCACCUCAUGUUAUAGAAGCAGUUGCUAUUGAUCGAUCUUUGCCUGAAAAUCAACAACAGGAUGAUACUGAUGCUCCAGAAACUGCUGUGAGCAGCGAAGACAGGGACGAACACGGACAGUCUAUGCUGCAUUUUGCAGCAGCGAGAUCUCAUGGUAGAGGCGCUCUUUUCCAAUUGCUUCAAGAAAGUGGCAUCAGUCCAGCAUAUAGAGACGAACUUUAUAGAACUGCAAGAGAUGUUUCUGUUCAAGCUGGAUUACCAGAAAAUACUAAGGAAAUCGAUAGAUUUAUCAUCCAUCUUGCAGCCAGAGGUGAAGUGGCUAGCAUAACUGCUUUGCUAGUGGAAGGGUAUGAUCACAUUUUAGAUAUAGUUGAUGAAAAUGAAGUAUCAAUUAUAGAUGUAGUACAAGAACGAGAUCAACCAGACAUGCUAGCAUUGCUGAAUUCUGUUAGAACUUUUGAGGUAAACGAAAAUUUAUAA
Molecule: messenger RNA, 933 nt
Organism: Ctenocephalides felis (cat flea)
Lineage: Eukaryota; Metazoa; Arthropoda; Insecta; Siphonaptera; Pulicidae
Exons: 6
Coding region: 1-933 (310 amino acids)
Molecular function (GO): protein binding
Source: RefSeq, a predicted model, not a curated record